Messenger RNA from Aspergillus pseudonomiae, 714 nucleotides. RefSeq lists its product as uncharacterized. NCBI's taxonomy places the organism in Eukaryota, Fungi, Ascomycota, Eurotiomycetes, Eurotiales, Aspergillaceae. The coding region runs from base 1 to 714 and encodes 237 amino acids. The transcript has a single exon. The record is from RefSeq and is a predicted model, not a curated record.
AUGCGCUGUGUUGAAUCAUCAACUGUUGGUAUGGGUAUCUACACCGACGGCCUAAGCACCCAUACCAGCGACUGGCAGCCCCCUGAGAAUCAUACUAUAACUGAUUCAACCUCGAAUCCGUCAAGCCUUUUAUCCAAUAUGCAAAGCUACCAUCAGUUUAUUCAUUUAACAGCCCCCGAAAUGACCACCGGGAAUGUUUCGACGUCUCUAUACAGUUCGAUGGACGAAACAGUAGGACUUGCUGUCUACGCCCCACGGUGGAGAUAUUCGGAAGAACAAGGCCCGUGGACGUACAUCCAGUGUCCCUUUUCUCACGACCUAUUAAGCACCAAAAGCUGUGAAUGGUGUGGCCAGCCUCCCAGCAUUUCGGAGGGAAACAUGCCGAGUCAAUCCUAUUGCUGCCCUCCUUCCGCUACCUUUGGCGUAGAUACUGGGUUCGACCACACGAUCAUGACUGAGGAAAAUCAGCAUUCCCAGGGAGAUCAAACACCAUGCGAGGAACUUGCCUUAGCACCUUCUAUAAUCGACCCAUACUAUCUGGGCAGUACAGGUUUCGAUGGGAUGGAUAGUGGUGGGUGGCCAGGCAUCCCAUUGGCAGGGAGCAAUGGAAGGAAUACCCUCCGCGCAAAUACUCCAGUGCCUACAGAUCAAUCUACAAUCUUGGUUUAUGGUGAAGGGAUGAUGCAGAAUUCGGUGAUGGGUCCCCACCGCUAA